Molecule: messenger RNA, 498 nt
Organism: Guillardia theta CCMP2712
Lineage: Eukaryota; Cryptophyceae; Pyrenomonadales; Geminigeraceae
Exons: 5
Coding region: 1-498 (165 amino acids)
Source: RefSeq, a predicted model, not a curated record
AUGGGAAAGGUUGCCAACGAAGCUGUGGAGAAAGUGAAGAAGGACAGAGAGAACAUGAGAAGAGCGGAGGAAGCGACAAACGAUACACGCGCGGCUGCGAGAAGAAGUUCCGUGAUGUCUCUGCCGCUGACGCAGGCAGAGGAGGAGGAAGAGGAGGAAGUGGCGAAGGAGGAGACAGUGGACGAUGGGGAUGAAAUCAAGUCGGAUGGAGGAAAUCAAGGAAUACCUCGACAUAUCGCGAUCAUGGUUGAGAAAGGUGAGACAAGCAAUGAGGAGAAGGAGCGGGAGGAAGAUGAGGAGGUCAAGGUCAAGGUCAAGGUCAAGGUCAAGGACAAUGUGUGGAAGUGGGAGCGGGGGCAGCUGCGGCAGCAGACGCGAGAGAAGCAGCAGCAGCAGCAGCAGCAGAAGGAAGAGGAGGAGGAGGAGGAGGAGGAGGAGCGGCAGCAGCGGCAGGGACAGGGACAGGGACAGGAGGUCAUUGGAUCGCGGCAGAGGUGA